UACUAAACUAGCACUUAAAACUUUCCACACUUGUCUUGCCGUACCUUUUUUUUAUCUGCCCCUCGCGAAUCCAUCUGGACCUGGCCUCGCUCACUGUCACCACCUUUGCAGCUUUGCUCCUCCUCUCCGACUCCGAACAAGCGCUCGCAAGCUCGGGCUCCAUGUCCAUCACAAGGUUGGCCGCGUACGUGGACCCCGGCACCGGAGUCCCCCUCCGCCGCGCGAUCCUUUACGUCGCCGUCCUCCUUGGCUCUAACCUGGCCACGUUCCUCUUCUCUUCCCGCUAUUCUUCCUGUGCGACGCCUCCGGCCGCCACGGCGGCACCGAAAAUGGCUACUCCAGGGACCACCACCGUCCCGGAGCAGCUGGCGGACCUCCCGCUGGAGUUCCACGCGUUCGCGGGGCCGCACGCGCUGCCGUAUGGGCGCAACCCCAACUGGGGCACCGCCGAGCUGCGGCCGCCCGUGGGCCACCCGUGCCUGGCCUUCCCGCACCUGCUCGCCGCCUUCAUGUCGUACCCUGUCAACGGCUCCUGCCCCGACGACGAGCUCCACGCGCAGCGGCUCCUUCUCCGCGGCUGCGAGCCCCUGCCGCGCCGACGCUGCCGCCCCGCCGCGCCGCCGGACCCGGCACCGCCACUGCCGUUCCCCGACGCGCUCUGGUCCACGCCGCCCGACCGCUCCGUCCACUGGUCCGCCUACACGUGCAAGUCCUUCCGCUGCCUCGUUGACCGCGCGCGCUCCCCGCGCUUCGACGACUGCAAGGACUGCUUCGACCUAGACGGCGGCCCGGAGCGGUACCGCUGGGUCAAGCCCAACGCCACAGACAAGAAGAGAAACCCGCUCAACUUCUCCGUCGACGAGGUGCUCUUGGCGGCGUCCCCGCCGGGAUCCGUCCGCAUCGGGCUCGACAUCGGCGGCGGGUCCGGCACCUUCGCCGUGCGCAUGCGCGAGCACGGCGUCACCGUGGUGGCCACCACCGUGAACCUCAACGGCCCCUUCAGCUCCUUCGUGGCCGCGCGCGGGGUCGUGCCGCUCUACGUGAGCGUCGCUGCGCGGCUGCCCUUCUUCGACAACACGCUGGACAUCGUGCACUCCAUGCACGUGCUCAGCGGCUGGAUCCCGCCCGUCGCGCUGCAGUUCGCUCUGUUCGACGUGUACCGGGUGCUCCGGCCUGGCGGGAUGUUCUGGCUUGACCACUUCUUCUGCGGGGAGGCGGAGAUGGCGACGUACGUGGGUGUGGUGGAGAGCAUCGGGUUCGGCAAGCUGAGGUGGGUGACGGGUAGGAAGCUCGACAGGGGACCGGACAGGAAGGAGAUGUAUCUCUCGGCGUUGCUGGACAAGCCGCUGAAGAACUCGUGGCGCAUCAAUUCCGGUAACUCUUGAUCAAAGGAGGAGCCGAGGAGGUUGGAUGACAAAACCGCUGUGAUUGAUGCGAUCCUAUGUUUGUUGACUUGAUGGUUUGCCAACUUUUGUUUUGUUUUGUUUUGUAUGCUUUUUUAGGCGGUUUGCAUGUGUGUUGUCGACAUGCAUUACAUCUCCUAUUUCAAGAGAACAUAUCUGGUGCACAUGAAGGAUUGGUGCACAUGGUGCACAUAUUAAAUCACCAUCACUCAUUUUAAAUCUAACGUAUCUAGUUGAUCAUUCAAUUUACAAAUAACACCUUCCACCACUACACACCACCACGUUGGAGGGUGUCCUUAGCAAAAUAUACCAAACAACUAGAGACGUUAGAUCUAAAAUGAGUGGUGAUGAUUUAAUAUGUGCACCAUGUGCACCAAUCUUCCAUGUGCAUAAGAUAUGUUCUCCUAUUUCAAACCCUAUAGUACAAGCCAUUUGUAUAGUAGAAAUAAAUGGUUAAGGCCCUGUCCGGUUUUUAUGGAUCGAAGCUUCGAAUU
Molecule: messenger RNA, 1897 nt
Organism: Zea mays
Lineage: Eukaryota; Viridiplantae; Streptophyta; Magnoliopsida; Poales; Poaceae
Product: S-adenosyl-L-methionine-dependent methyltransferase superfamily protein
Exons: 1
Coding region: 162-1385 (407 amino acids)
Molecular function (GO): S-adenosylmethionine-dependent methyltransferase activity
Source: RefSeq, a predicted model, not a curated record